AACAACGCUAGCGCUACGUCGUCAACAGCGCCAAUUGUUGGCGGUAGUUCCGGCACUUCCGGUUUCAACGAGCUCGAUGCGGCAGCGCCAGGCGCUAAUAAUAGUCCCUUAUAGGCGUUACGCAUUAAACGGUAGACACCACCGAGUGUGCCACAGAAAAACACAUCGAUGGUGUUCAACUUUUCCAAUCGCAAAGAGGUGUCCGAUUAUAUUGAGAAUGACGGUGUGAUCUUUCACAGAAAACGUGAUUGGCCAAGCCAAAUGAAUCUGGUUUCGUGCUUACUUGGUGGUCUCUCAUUAGAAACUUCAACAGACUCGGAUUAUGAUGAUUUCUCUAUGUGCCCACCAUCACCCUGCGAUGUUGAAUUCGAAAAUGCUAAUAUUGUGAUCGAUGGAAAGUCAAGCAUCCGACAGAAAUCCAAAGAAGCAACGUUGCGCGUACAAUUCAAUGAUACGCUCACCUCUACCUUUGAAUAUCCCUCUGAGGCAUCGCUAAUCAUUGAUGAUUCCUACAGCAAUGAUGCGCUGAUAGGCGCGAAUACCUCAUCACCCGCCAAUAAUGCCAGCAGCGCAACAAAUACGUCUACGAAAAAUAUACUGGAGAAUUUGCCACUAGGUUCAGCACCACUUGGUUUUUAUAACCCUGUGAAAGCGCCCAUCGAGUGUCUCUUUCAACUGGGCGUAACGCCCGCACCUAACGGUAAUGGUCAUCACGCCUUUAAUAACACCUCAACGCCCACAACGAACGGCGAUACCACCGUCAACAAUAUAGCAACACAGAAUGGACAGAGUAAUGGCGUUUCGAACAGCAAAUGGCGCUGA
Molecule: messenger RNA, 822 nt
Organism: Bactrocera latifrons
Lineage: Eukaryota; Metazoa; Arthropoda; Insecta; Diptera; Tephritidae
Exons: 2
Coding region: 169-822 (217 amino acids)
Biological process (GO): neuronal signal transduction; chemotaxis
Cellular component (GO): rough endoplasmic reticulum membrane; nuclear membrane
Molecular function (GO): microtubule binding
Source: RefSeq, a predicted model, not a curated record